UUUCACUCUUUUGCUGCAAAGGUCAGAGGUUCUCUGUGCUGAGCACUUACAUUCUUUUCAGUCCUUUCGCUCUUUAAGCCAAUUGUCAUUUUCAAGAUGAAGCACGCAGAAGCGUACGUUCUAGCAUUGGUCGGGUUGAGCAACGCUGCUCCGAUGCCUCAAUUUUCUCUUCCUUCUGGCGUCAGCAUUCCAGGGUUCAGCUUGCCAGCAGGCUUCAGCCUCCCAUCUGGAGGCCUUCCUAAACCUACAAGAAGACCCGGCUUCAGCAUCCCAUCUGGUGGGGGAUUUUCAGGGGGGCUUAGCAUUUCAAGUGCUCCUGCACUGGCCAGCACUGCAGAGCCGACUGGAACUCUCCCCGCAUCCGUUGUUGCCACACCUACUUCUAGGGCAACUCAAGCGACAUCAACUACUUUAGCUGACGGAGGUACUGUAGGCUCAAACUGCACACCUCAGGGAAGUGGUGGAGGAAACACCGAGAAUGGUGUUGCAGACAAGAACUGCUGCACCGAUUUGACUAUCGUAUUUGCGCGUGGAACUUCCGAGGCAGGGAACGUUGGAACAGUCGCUGGCCCUCCGAUGUUCAAGUCCCUGAGAUCCAAGCUAGGUGCCAAUAGAGUCACGAUUCAGGGCGUAAACUACCCAGCUGAUGCUGCUGGAAACAUCAAUCAAGGAGCGUCGGGAGGCCCUGCAAUGGCUUCGUCGGUCAAGGCGGCUCUCUCCCAGUGUCCAAACACCAAAGUUGUGGUUUCGGGAUACAGUCAGGGCGGAAUGGUUGUCCACAAUGCCUUCUCAGCGCAAGGCUUGACCUCGACCCAGGUGACAGCUGCGGUUCUGUUCGGGGAUCCAAUGCUAAGACUUGGGAGAGUCGGUGAUCUGAGUAGUACUAAGGUGAAGGAAUUCUGUGCAUCUGGCGACGCUGUUUGUGAGAAUGGCACUGGCACUAUAACUUCGGCGCAUCUGUCGUAUGGUAAGAACGCCGACGAGGCUGCCGACUUCAUCAUCAAUGCCGCUGGGCUCUCUUGA
Molecule: messenger RNA, 1023 nt
Organism: Lindgomyces ingoldianus
Lineage: Eukaryota; Fungi; Ascomycota; Dothideomycetes; Pleosporales; Lindgomycetaceae
Product: cutinase-domain-containing protein
Exons: 2
Coding region: 97-1023 (308 amino acids)
Biological process (GO): carbohydrate catabolic process
Cellular component (GO): extracellular region
Molecular function (GO): cutinase activity
Source: RefSeq, a predicted model, not a curated record